Molecule: messenger RNA, 1022 nt
Organism: Suillus paluster
Lineage: Eukaryota; Fungi; Basidiomycota; Agaricomycetes; Boletales; Suillaceae
Exons: 5
Coding region: 1-603 (200 amino acids)
Source: RefSeq, a predicted model, not a curated record
AUGACAGCCUGGGCCCUGCUCACGAAGACGACGAAAUGGGUCGGUGCCCACCGCCUUUUCAUGGCAAGAUCGGGGUCAUACCGCUACCGAGUUGAUCAAAUAUCUAAAAAUUACCUCGAAUUCCUUGACUUCAUUUGCAAGAAUGAGACAAAUGCGCACCUGAAGCAUACGGAAGACAAUCUUGCGGAGGCUCUUCCCAAUGGUAGUUGUAGCACGUUGGACCGGGCACAGACUCUGAUGCGAGGGAAACCAGGGAAACCCCAGGCCAAACCUCUGAGGCGGGAUGCAGCCAGGACUCCAGCCACUGCGCCAGGACCUCUGGCACCUCAUGAGGCUGCCUUGAUGUUAUUUGCGCGUUCUGCAGUUCUGCGCGUCUUCGUCCUGUCUUUGUCCGUGAUAUCGAGCGACCUGACGUUCAUGGCGCUCGGAAGGAGAAGGUAUCUUCCUUGUGAUUUACCUGACAUGUGUCGGAGCAAACCCGAGAAAAUUCAGGGUCUUGCUCUAAUCUGCAAAAUUUGGUCACAGCUUGUCACACCUCGGCAGAGUAUCGGCGCACUCAGCUGGAGUGUAGACCCGAUGCCGCGUGUGCCGUGCCACAGAUGAGGAGGAGAUUAAAUUACAUAUGCAUCUCCCCUGUCUGGUGUCACGCUUCUGUACAUGUCGUUGAUACUACCACUGUAGCACCUCAAUGCAAGAGCAUAACCUCUAUCGAACUGGUGUUCUGACAUCUAUAGAAGGUAUUUGUUGUGCUUCAGGUGAAAUUUUACGAAUACCUUUGCAGGAUCUUUGGGAUCUGGGUAAUUUGUAUUCCACCAAGGUUGCAAAAUACCACCAUUUCAUCUCUCGUAGCUACAACAUCCAAGAAAAUUUUAUUCUACUUGUACAAUACAUCAUCUAUAGGCAUUCUGUAUAUGCUAGAAUCUUUUCAGCGCCGGCCGACCAUGGCGUUGAAGUGCUAUGAACAUUUUGCAUAUCAGGUACCCUUUGCAUAUUGGUGGGAAUGAUAGUAGUCCUCGAGCGCU